Messenger RNA from Colletes gigas, 4436 nucleotides. RefSeq names its product structural maintenance of chromosomes protein 4 (gene glu). Bases 253 to 4365 code for a protein of 1370 amino acids. Gene Ontology annotation, biological process: mitotic chromosome condensation. Lineage: Eukaryota; Metazoa; Arthropoda; Insecta; Hymenoptera; Colletidae. Gene Ontology annotation, cellular component: chromosome. The record is from RefSeq and is a predicted model, not a curated record. Gene Ontology annotation, molecular function: ATP hydrolysis activity; protein binding; ATP binding. The transcript has 10 exons.
UCGGUGAUUCUCCGUACGUUACAAAUUAUUUCAAAUUUAAAUUUAACAUGGCGUCUUCUUCUCCCCUCUUUUCGAGGCAUAAUAAGCAAAGUGUUUUGAAACUAUAAUGUUAUUAAACAUUCUCAAUACUAAAAUAAUAGUGAAAUCCAUCUUCGCAUGAAUCGAGAUUGCGUGCACGAAGUAUGCUCAUCAUUUUUAUGGAAACAUGUUUUGUAAUGUUAACGAGGAAUAUACAAUACAUUGAUUAUUAAAAUGGUGGAAGAAAUGGAAACUUGUCAGAAUGCUCCCACGAAGAGGGUGGAGGAGAGGAACGAUGAGGACGAUGGAGGAAUGGACACGGACGAAGAAGGUGGAUUAAAAGUUGACAACGAUAUAUAUAUACCUCCGCCUCCCAAGUCUAUCAGUAAACUUGACGUUAACGGUCCUAGGCUUAUGAUUACAAAGAUCGUCAAUGUGAAUUUUAAAAGUUACUGCGGUACUCAAGUCAUCGGUCCGUUUCAUAAGUGUUUCUCUGCUAUUAUCGGUCCAAACGGUAGCGGUAAAAGUAACAUUAUAGAUUCUAUGCUAUUUGUAUUUGGAUACAGAGCCAGUAAGAUUCGAUCGAAAACAUUAUCGGUGUUGAUACACAAUUCCGAUAAGCAUCAGAAUAUAAAUAGUUGUACAGUGUCUGUACAUUUCCAACAAAUAAUCGAUAAACCUGGGGCGGACUACGAUGUCGUCCCAAACAGUGAAUUUAUUAUAUCACGCACGGCGUUUAAAGAUAACACAUCUUACUAUCAAUUUAACAAAAAGAAAACAUUGUUCAAAGAGAUUUCAAGGACUCUGAAAUCGUACGGCGUGGAUUUAACUCACAAUCGUUUUUUAAUUUUACAAGGGGAAGUCGAGCAAAUAGCAAUGAUGAAACCUAAGGCACAAAAUGAACACGACUUUGGGAUGCUCGAAUUUUUAGAAGAUAUAAUCGGAACAGUACGUUACAAAGAACCGUUGCAAAAAUUAUCAGAGAAAGUGGAGGAUUUAACGAACUACAGAGUCGAGAAAUUAAAUCGUUAUAGAAUCGUUGAGAAAGAAAAAACAGCUUUAGAGGAACCCAUGCAAGAAGCAGUACAAUAUUUACGAAUAGAGAACACAAUAACAAAAAUACAACAUCAGCUUUAUCAUUGUAACAGAUUCGAGACUAUGAAAGAAGUAUCGGAGUUCGAAAGUAAGAAGACCGAAAUGGAUAAAGAUUUAUCGGAUCUCGUAAAUAAAUUGAAGGAAGUUCAGAACGAGGAGAAGCAGAAGAACGAUAUAAUCGCAGAGAAAAAUAAAAAAUGGAACAGUUUGCAACACCAAAAGGAUGAAUUUUUAACAAAAUUUGAUCAAGUUCGAAAAGAGGACGAGUCCCUUCACGCGGAAUUAGUGGCAACGAACAAACGACGAAAAGCCAACAUCGCGACAUUGAAAACGGAAAAAGAUAAAAUAGAGGAAUUACGCCAAGUGCCUGGGAAAAACAUGCGCGAUAUCGAGGAGUGCGAGGAACAGCUUGAAAAGAACAUAAAAAAUCAAGGAAAACUAAAAGAGGAAUUAGAAACGUUGGUGGACGGAGUACGUGAAAAGAUCGAGCCGUUGUUGAAGGAACGUUCGAAAUUCGAGAAGGAAUUAAUGUCUUUGAGGAAAAACGUGGACGAAGCGCAGGCGGCUUUCAAUAUUGCUCAGUCUGAACUGCAAUUGUACACGUCUGUAGAAUUCAGGGAGAAAGAAACACUGGAGGCGUUCAAGAAUUCUUUGACCUCGACGGUGAACGAUCUGAAGGAGAAAAAGCAACAGCUGCAAAUAAUAGAAACAAAAAUCUCGAGUAAUAAGCAGGACUUGGCGAACGCUCAACGGGAAUUCGAAACGGUGAAAAGCAGAGAGAUCGAAAUGACUUCGAAAUUGAAGAAGAUGAGGAUUUCGUUCGAGGAACAACAAUCUGCUAUGAGAGCGAACAAAUCGAGAAACAAAAUUCUGAGUAGCUUGAUGAGGGAGAAAAGGGAAGGAAGAAUUACUGGUAUAUACGGGAGACUGGGGGACCUUGGUGCAAUAGACGGAAAAUACAACGUUGCAAUUUCCACAGCUUGUGGCCCCCUGGACAACAUCGUGGUCGACACCGUGGCGACUGCACAGGCGUGUAUAACUUUUCUACGACAGAACGACAUAGGGCGCGCAACGUUCAUACCGUUGGAGAAACAGCAGCAUUUGUUGUCACGAUCCGCACAGAAGAUAAAAACACCCGAGAAUGCACCGAGGCUUUUCGAUCUUGUACGCGUCGAGGACGAGAGAGUACUGCCUGCGUUCUAUUACGGAUUACACGACACUUUGGUGGCAAAUGAUUUGCAACAAGCGACGCGUAUCGCGUACGGUAACAAACGUUUCAGGGUGGUUACGUUGAAGGGUGAAUUGAUCGAAUUGUCAGGUACAAUGAGCGGCGGAGGAAGGUCCGUAAUGAGGGACAGAAUGGGACAGAAGGUAGUGGCGAACGAAUUGUCCGUCGUGGACAUCGAACGUUUGCAGACAGAUUUGGAUAAAACGUACCAAGAGUGCAAUCAACUUAGGGUUAAAUAUCAGUCCUUGGAAAGUCAGAUUUUUACGCUGAAUACGAAUUUAAAAGGUAUGGAAGCUGAAAGGGAGAAGUUGCAUAACCAAGUGAAGACGUCGCAGGAACAAGAGUCAUCGUUGCGAAUGCAGUUGAAGAUUCAAGAAAAGAAAGUCGCGAACUCGGUCUCCGACCCGAAGAAGGUUCAGGAAUUAACAGCGAGGAAGAACACGGCGGAGAAAUCGCUGGAGAAAGUAAAGGGAAGUUCCGAGUCCAUAGAGAAGAAUGUUGCACGUAUCAACGUGGAGAUAGAGGCAAUGUCGGGUAAUCGCGUGAAGGAUCAGCAGAAGAAGAUAUCGAAUAUGUCGAAAUCGAUCGACAAAAUUAAAGCAGAGAUUUGUAAGUUGCAAGUGGCGAUCAGAACGGCCGAGAGGAACGUGUCGAAGGUGGAGAAGAACAUAGAGAGGCUCGAGAAUGACGUGCACGAUGGCGAGCAAAGACUUCGUGACAUACAAAAGGAGAAGCAAAAGUACGAGGAGGAGGCGCAGGAGCUUCUGCGCGAAGUCAAUAAACUUUCGGAGGAUCUUUCGGAGAGGGACGAGACUUUGCCGGCUCUUAAAGAGGAGCUGAACGCUCUGCAGGACCGAGAGAAUAAAAUAAAAGCAAUUAAAAUCGAUGUCGACCAGAAAUUGGUGAAGUCUAAUUCCACGAUCAAGGGAUUGAAGCAACAGAUUCUCGAGUACACGAAGAAAAUAGCGCAGUUGAAGCUUCAGUCGAUACCCGACGAGGAUCCAGAAGAAUUGAAGGAAUUGACGGAAGAGGAGCUUCUCGAAUUGGAUAAGAAAGCUAUUGUAAUUAAUUUGGAAAAGGCGCAGAGGAAAUUGCCCUCGGAGAUCCCUAGUAUGCAGCUUAUCGCUGAGUACAGAGAGAAGAAUGCAUUGUGCUUGAAACGCGCCGCUGAUUUGGAGGAGAUAACGAACGAGCGUAACAGAAUAAGAGAUAUCUAUGAGACAGCGAGAUGUCGUAGAAUUCAAGAGUUCCUCGCAGGCUUUUCAGUGAUCACCGACAAGCUGAAGGAAAUGUAUCAAAUGAUUACGUUGGGAGGCGACGCAGAGCUGGAGCUGGUCGACUCGUUGGAUCCUUUCAGCGAGGGGAUCGCUUUCAGCGUGAGGCCGCCCAAGAAAUCUUGGAAAAAUAUCUGCAAUCUGAGCGGCGGCGAGAAAACAUUGAGCUCGUUGGCUCUUAUAUUCGCGUUGCACCAUUACAAACCGACUCCUCUGUACUUCAUGGACGAGAUAGACGCCGCUUUGGAUUUCAAAAAUGUAUCGAUCAUCGGCAAUUACAUCAAAGAGAGGACAAAGAACGCGCAGUUUAUAAUUAUAUCGUUGAGAUCGAAUAUGUUUGAGCUGGCCGAUUACCUUGUCGGGAUAUAUAAAACGUACAAUUGCACGAAGAGCGCUAUCGUCGAUCUGAGGAAGUACAUCGGAAACCCGGGUAUUUCUCAGUCGACGCAAAUGACUUCGAAAAAUGUUUAUCCGUCUCAGCUGCAAAAAUUCUGUAUACAAAGUCGAAACGAGGACAGGUGUGUGACACAGACUAUGGACAAUGUACAGGCAGCGGACAAGAAUCAAGAAACAAAUGAAAACACGUUGCUUCCUUUAAGCGACUUACACCUGUGUCCAACACCGACGAAGUCAUCUGUACAAAAUAAACGUUCCGAGAAGAAUAACGCGAUAGACUCGGGCGAGGAGAACAUUGAUAAACAACCUACGAGGAAAAAACGUCGAAUAUCAAACAUAGAAGCGAAUACUUAGUUUAAUAUUUAUAACGUUAUAAAUAAGCACAAUUAAUAUACGAUUAAUUUUAAGUCAUAAAAUGCAUUCAA